UUUAGUUGUUGGUGAUAAAGGUGCAUAACUGAAAGGCACACAAAGAACAUUCAGCGUUAACAGUUUAAGAUUAUAAGCCUGUAUAAGAGUAGAAAUGUCUUAAGAUGUUUAUGACAAUGUGGUCAGCAUCGAGUCUUGGGGAAGGAACAGAUCUAUUGGAAAUGACAGUGGCUAUUUAUGAGAGUGCAGACUGUAUAAAAGAUCAAGACUUCAGGACAAACACACAACAAUCCCUUCAACAAACAGGAAGUGAUUCAGUAAACAAAGAGCACCAGAGCUUAUGCAGUGUGUUUGGUGCUGCUGUGUUUUCUUCUGCUGACUGCAGUCAUAGUGCUGAGUGUCUACAUCUAUGCAAACUACACACAACAGACCAGAUUUACCAGCCUCAGAGAAGAGAGAGACCAGCUACUAAUCAACAUAACCAACCUCACAGAAGAGAGAGACCAGAUGCUAACCAGUUUCAAAGUUAUCAAAGCAGAGAAUGCUCAGAACCAAAUCUUGACGAAUCUUGACCUGCAGGAGUGUCGUAAUAAACUGGAGAAGAAGAACUGGUCUGAGAGCAGAAGAUACUGUAGAGACAGAGGACCAGAUCUCAUCAUCAUAAACAACAAAGAAGAACAAGAAUAUUUUAAUGCAAUAUCUGGUGGCACUGCGUUUUGGAUUGGUCUGACUGACAGUGAUGAAGAGGGCAGUUGGAAAUGGGUUGAUGGCAGCAACAUGACCACUGGGUUCUGGAGGUUUUCAGAGCCCAAUGGACAAAGAGGAGAGAAAGAACUGUGCUGUAUCUUAUUCUUCAGGAUGGGUCGAUUAUCCAUGUAAUGACUAUUUUCAGUGGAUCUGUGAGAAAAGAGCACUUAAAAAAGUCAUUAAGUUGUAUUUUUGUUCAUGCUGUAAAUUACAUGCAACAUUUUCUCUCUCCUAAAUACAAUAUUCAGACAUACAGUUUGUCUUAUUAAAAUUAUAUUCAAAACAUUGUUAUUUACCCUAUAAUAAUUAAAUCUGUUUUGUUAAUUGUGA
Messenger RNA from Danio rerio (zebrafish), 1017 nucleotides. NCBI's taxonomy places the organism in Eukaryota, Metazoa, Chordata, Actinopteri, Cypriniformes, Danionidae. The record is from RefSeq and is a predicted model, not a curated record.